Messenger RNA from Vicia villosa (hairy vetch), 1376 nucleotides. Its product is annotated as protein RGF1 INDUCIBLE TRANSCRIPTION FACTOR 1-like. Lineage: Eukaryota; Viridiplantae; Streptophyta; Magnoliopsida; Fabales; Fabaceae. The record is from RefSeq and is a predicted model, not a curated record. Bases 325 to 1074 code for a protein of 249 amino acids. The transcript is spliced from 5 exons.
UUAAGAGCGUAGUUGUAUUGUAGCACUAGUGUGUAGUGUACGACACAAAUCCUCUUUAAUUGUGGCUAUCCUCCCAAGUCCCAACCUUACCUCACCGUAUCCUUUCCUUCCUUCUCUAUUCUUUCUUUCUUUUCUUACAUUGGUAGCAACACCACUUAUUUCUUCUCAGCUGUCACCGCCGUUUCCUUUCACCUUCUCUCUCUUCCCAAAACCCUUUUUUUUAUUAUUUUUUUUCUCAUCAUCUCUCCGUAACUAUACCAGCACCAACAGUACUCAUACACAACACAACAAAAAUAAUCAAAAUACUAACCAACUAUAAUAAUCAUGUAUACUUAUUCUGCAGCCGUUCCUCGCUGGCUUCAAUUCCUCCUCACCGAGAAAUUCUACAACGCUUGUUUAAUUCAUCCAGAAGCAAAAAAGAAUGAAAAGAACGUGUAUUGUUUGGAUUGUUGCAUCAGUCUUUGCCCUCACUGUGUUUCUCCCCACGCCUCUCACAGGCUCUUACAGAUCAGAAGAUACGUGUAUCACGACGUUAUAAGAGUGGAUGAUGUUGCAAAACUAAUCGACUGUUCUUACAUUCAGUCCUACAAAACAAAUAGUGCGAAAGUAGUGUUUUUGAAUCAGAGGCCACAAACAAAGAAAUGCUCCUCCGGCAAUAUCUGCAGCACCUGUGACAGAAGCCUGCAAGAACCAUACCAUUUCUGUUCUCUCUCUUGCAAGGUGAGUCACCUUGUGAAAACAUUGGGUACUCUAUCUGGUUACCUUUUCGAGUGCAACUACAUGCCAUUAUCUGAUUCUGGGCUCGACGACGGUUUAAUGACUCCUGACUCGGUUCUUGAACCGGUUGGUUCGAACCGGACUUCAUCUGGUUCGGGUGGAUAUGGUGGAGUGGAUUGUAGAACCACACUUGCUUGCACUGCAACUACUGAGAUUGUGAGAAUUGUGAGAAAGAAGAGAAGUGGCUGUUCAACUUUCCGACCACCGUGUAGGCCUGCUUGCUCGCCGGUAACGGAAAUCACAGUGAAUAGUAUGAACAGAAGGAAAGGAAAUCCGCAGAGGGCCCCACUAUAUUGAGAAAGAAUGGGAGAAGCUGGAGAAGAAUAAUAGAGUUAAAAUUUAUGGUUAUUAUUAUUAUUAUUAUUAUUAUUAUUAUUAUUAUUAUUAUUUAAUUAUUAAUGUUUUGAAAUCUUGGGUUGGGAAGGUAAAAAGGCUAUAUUUAUAUUUAUAGCUCCUAGUUUUUGUAGAGAUUUUUAUGAGGCUAUGGUGAUAGGAUAUGAUAUGAAUAUGAUGUGACUGGGUUUGUUAUAAUGCACAGUGUAAUGGAACUUAUUUUGAUUUUGGAUUUUCACUGUUCCUUCCCGAGGGGUAUUAUUAUU